This is a messenger RNA of Pneumocystis jirovecii RU7, 936 nucleotides long. RefSeq lists its product as uncharacterized. The coding region runs from base 1 to 936 and encodes 311 amino acids. Lineage: Eukaryota; Fungi; Ascomycota; Pneumocystomycetes; Pneumocystales; Pneumocystaceae. The record is from RefSeq and is a predicted model, not a curated record. The transcript is spliced from 4 exons.
AUGAAAACAAAUAAAAACAUACAGGAAAUAUCAAAAAACUCUAUUAUUAAAUCACAAAUUGACAUAUCAUUUAACGAGAUCAAAAAGCUUGUUGCAUCUUGGCUUGAACCAAAGGAGUCUAUUUUUGAAGAAAAAGAAACAAGUUCUGGUGAAGAACAUAAUAUAUUUGAAACAAAAAGGCAAGGAAAAUUAGGAUUAGGUGCAAAUGCAGAAGAGAUAAAACAACGCGUUCAAAUUUCAAAGGCAGAAAUGUUAUUAAAAAGAAAACUAAUUAAUACAAAAAAAAGAAAACAAUGGGAAGACAAAAAAGAGUCUAAAAUACUUAACGAAGAUAACGAAAAUAGCGAUGAUUUUGAUAGUAAGAAUAUAUAUGUAAAAAAACUCUCGAUAUCAGGUCAUUCAAAAAGCCAUCCUUACUACGUUAUUGGUGAAAAUAAAAAAGAAAACAGGACAGUAUCAUUUUUUGAUGUGUAUAAGAAUGAAAAACGAAAAAAAAAACGAUACCAAAAUGAUUUUUAUCCAGAAAGCCUUCAUUAUGAAAUAUUUCAUGAAUUAGCACCAAAAAUAGCACCAAUAUUACGAGGAUCUAUAAAAUAUAAUUUCAAAGAAAAAACAGCAAUUUAUCAUUCUCAAAGUUCUAUUUAUGAAAUAGAAACACUGGGAAAUAAUAUAGAAGAAGGUUUUUAUAGAGUGGGUGUUUUUGAUUCAGAAAAAAAAUUUAGAAAUGGAUUUAUACAAUGGGACCAAUUAAAGAAUUUAUUAAAACUAAAUAUAUCUAUUCAUGAAGAAAUUUCUCUUUACCUAGAUGAUUUUAACAAUGUUUGGCAUGUAGAUUAUGUAUUGAAUAUUUUGAACAAAAAAGUUUAUACCAGAAAAAAUCUCAUUAAACUAAUAGAAUAUAGGAAGAUAAAGAAAGAAAGGUUAAUACGAGUGUAA